Molecule: messenger RNA, 1488 nt
Organism: Puntigrus tetrazona (Sumatra barb)
Lineage: Eukaryota; Metazoa; Chordata; Actinopteri; Cypriniformes; Cyprinidae
Product: serine/threonine-protein kinase pim-1-like
Exons: 6
Biological process (GO): regulation of mitotic cell cycle; protein autophosphorylation; negative regulation of apoptotic process
Cellular component (GO): cytoplasm
Molecular function (GO): ATP binding; protein serine/threonine kinase activity
Source: RefSeq, a predicted model, not a curated record
AUGGCUCUGCAGCAUUCAGCUGAUCAUCGGUCAGAUCCCUCUGUCCAUGAAACCAUGGCUCUACAAGAUCUGACAGAUCCUCCAGAAGAUCAUCUGUCUUGUUCGUCUGAUCCUGGUCAAGAACCGCCUGGUUUUGUGCCAACGUGUCUGCAGGAUUCGGCUGAUCAUCAGUCGGAUCCAUCUGACUUCGAAACCAUGGCUCCACAAGAUCCGACUGAUCCUCCAGAAGACCAUUUGUCUGGUUCGUCUGAUCCUGGUCAAGAACUGCCUGGUUUUGUGCAAACAUGUUUGCAGAAUUCAGCUGAUCAUCAAUCGGAUCCAUCUGUCCUUGAAACCAUGGCUCUACAAGAUCUGACUGAUCCUCCAGAAGAUCAUCUGUCUGGUUUGUCUGUUCCUGGUCAAGAACCCCCUGGUUUUGAACCAACAUGUGUGCAGAAUUCAGCUGAUCAUCAGUCGGAUCCAUCUGUCCAUGAAACCAUGGCUCUACAAGAUCUGACUGAUCCUCCAGAAGAUCUUUUGUCUGGCUUGUCGGAUCCUGGUCAAGAACCGCCUGGUUUUGUACCAACGUGUCUGCAGGAUUCAGCUGAUCUUCUUCCAGGCCCGUCAGCUCUUGAGCCAGUACCCCCAAAAUUUCCAGCUGCUUGCAAGCAUAGACGAAUCAAGGAUCAAACCCGAGCAGCCUGUUUCAGCCGUCCAACUCCAGUACCAUUUGAUGAGAUUUAUGAAGUGGGAGAUGAGCUUGGACAAGGAGGCUUUGGCACUGUGUACGAGGGGACUUCAAAAAAUCAACGCAAGAAGGUUGCCAUCAAAAUCAUCCUCAAGUGUGAAAGAGACCGUUAUAUUGAACUACCUGGCUGUUCAAAGCCACUGUUUGCAGAAGUGGCUGCAAACCUGCUGCUGACACAGGCUCCAUUAAGCCCCUACAUUGUGUACAUGCUGGAAUGGUUUGAAGAGGAGGAUCGGUUCAUCCUCAUCCUGGAACAUCCGGAACCCUGCAAGGACUUGCUCAAAUUUGUGGUUAACAACAUGCAUUGGGCGAACGAAUUACAGACACGUAGCCUGAUGUAUCAAGCGGUGCUCGGGGCCAAGCACUGUCUUGACCGAGGUGUCUUUCACCGGGACAUUAAGUUGAAUAACUUUCUGAUCAACACGACGACUAACCGAGUCCAACUAAUAGACUUUGGCUGCAGUGACCUCGUCAAAAGUACAGGCUACUUGGGUGAUUUUAUAGGAGGAGUCUGCCCGCCUGAAUACUACAACGACUUAAGAUACAAGGCAGAGCCAACAACCGUCUGGUCUCUGGGUGUAAUGAUGUACGCAAUGAUGUGCAAAUGUCGACCCUUUAGCAGUCCUGAAGACAUGAUGCAUGGCAGUCUGAGUUUUAACGUUAGAGUAUCCACAGAAUUGCAGAAUUUGAUAAGUCGCUGCCUGACUGUUGACCCAACUAAGAGAGCGACUAUUGAGGAGAUCCUACAGCAUAAAUGGUUU